This is a messenger RNA of Drosophila ficusphila, 1178 nucleotides long. Its product is annotated as carboxypeptidase B-like. The record is from RefSeq and is a predicted model, not a curated record. Lineage: Eukaryota; Metazoa; Arthropoda; Insecta; Diptera; Drosophilidae. Gene Ontology annotation, molecular function: metallocarboxypeptidase activity; zinc ion binding. Gene Ontology annotation, biological process: proteolysis.
UCUUUGGCAAGAUGUGGAGAGUUCUCUGCGUGAUCGUUUGGCUCGUGCUGAUUUUGGAUCCGUUCGUGGAGACGAAGAGCAUUCCGCGGAUCAGUCCCAAUCUCCAGUUGGAUGCCUACCUCAGCUACGAUGGAAUCAUGCAGUACCUGGAUCAGUUGGCCAUAGCCUAUCCCGAUCGGGUGACCGUAAAGAAAGCGGGUUCCUCCUACGAGAAUCGUGACGUUAAGGUCGUCGAGAUAACAAACGGAGAUCAUCGACCGGGGAAGAGGGUUAUCUUAUUGGACGCGGCUCUUCACGCGCGUGAGUGGAUGACUCCCGCCGCCGCCCUCUAUGUCAUUCACCAGCUGGUGGUGGAGUUCCAGCAGAACUCCGAUCUCCUGACCGACUUGGAUUGGCACAUAGUGCCUCUGGCGAAUCCGGAUGGAUACGAGUACUCCCGCAAUGUGGAGCCCCGUUGGAGAAAUACGAGGUCACCAAAUGUUUACAACUGCGUCGGCACGAACCUAAACCGAAACUUUGGCGUUGACUGGGGAAUAGGUUUUCCGGAACUAAAAGAUCCCUGUGACGAGAACUACGCUGGCACAGAACCCUUUUCCGAGGUUGAAGCUCGUAUACUUCGCGACUUAAUGCAGGAUUUGGUGUCUAGUAAGCGGGGUGUCAUGUAUCUUUCCCUGCACACGGCAAACCGCUCGGUCUUCUAUCCUUGGAUUCAUGCUGAAACGCCAGUUCCUAACUAUGAUGAACACGUUGAAAUUGCCAAAUUCGUCUCUAGGAAGAUAUUGCAAAGCACGGGCACGAUUAUAAAGACGCCCCAAUAUGCUCGAUUCGCCGGAAAUGGGGGAACUAGCGUUGACUACGCCUACCACGUAGGCUUCCCCCUUUCCUUUGUCUUCGAGAUGUCGGGAACUGGAGAGGAUCAUGUGGAGUACAAAUUCUUCCCUCCACCCCAGAAUAUUCGCCGUCUGGCCGGCGAGUCGUGGAUAGGGAUUCGCGCCUUUGCCGAAAAAGUCAUGGAAAAAUAUCCGCCCUCUAGAGAGAUUCCUUACGUAGAAAAACUUUCAGAACCUAAAAUUGAAGCUAAUGGUUUAAGAAAAAAAUAGUUAAAAUAGUGGCAAUGAUAAUGAAAUGAAAUAAUAAUUGUUUGCUGAAUUUUUUUAAUAAACAAGUUCUGAAUAAUA